AUGUCUCAGUUCGAAUGUCUAGGAAUUCAAACUAAGGAGAAGAAAUUUAAACGCCGAUUGUCGCAAUGGAUCCGUCCUUCCGCAAGUAUUGAGAACUUCCAGAACACCGAGGCGCAAAUCAAGGAGUUCCUGGCUGCCAACGUCAUGAAUCAGACUCUGGGCCCUGAAUCGGAACUGCCCCCAGCAUACUCCCCCUCUGAGAUGACGCUGCAGACUGCCGAGACCCUUCGCUUGCAACAACCUAGGACUGACACCCCUCCUGAUAGUUGGCCUGAGCCUCUGCGGUCUAUAGCCCCCUUCAUGGAAGAUCAUCAACACACCCCUUCGCCAGGGGCCUACAUUUCCUAUAACCCCUUUCGGAAUGAGCCGCACCCCGAUAUACGGUCCAGCAUGAGACAGUUCAGCGGCGCUUCGGAGUCAGCUGACUCAGAGACAGUAAAGACUCUAAGAGCGUGUCUUGGCGAUAUGUUCCAGCCAUUCGUGGAUGCAAUCAAGCCAGCUGCCGAGGUGGCUCUGGAUGACUGGCUGAAGGCUGCCAUCUGGUGGGCCCUCCGGGGAAAAGCUGCGUUGACGAAUUGGCGGGAUUCGGAUGCUCUGCACACGCAGGCAGAAGGCCAGCCGUCUUCGGAGGAGAUAGCUCAAGGGAUGGUAGAUCUUGCCAAAGCGUGGUGGAUCUGUCACCAGAUCCUCACCAGGGACGACUUCAAGAUCAUGACGUCUGAUCUUCGUCUCGAAGGCACCCCCCGCGGUGCGCUGCUCGAUCAAUCUCGCUGCGUUGUUAAAUACCUAAAGCGGUUCGAGAAGCACAUCACGAACUUCCUAUGCGGGGGAUCCGACUUGGCUGGGACUCUUGGAGUGGAUAAGAGUCUAUGGGUUUUCUAUCCCUCUUGCUCGGCCUACGACGCGGCUGUGCUGGACGGUGGUAGCUUGGCAGUGCAACGAAGUCCUUACCCCCCUAUUGCCUUUGGUGACACGGACGUACUCUAUUCCUAUGGAAGCGAGUUCGUCGAGGUGACACUACUCAGCCAAGAAGGGUACGCACUUCCAUCGUCCAUGAAAUGUGUCCUGUCUUUUGUUCGCGAAAUGUGCAGCUGGGAUAUGGUCGGCGUCAUUUCUAGCCAGACAGAUCUGGUUAACAUUAGGAUACAAUCAGAUUCAUCAAGAGGAGCAACAUGGAAGGAUAUUGAGUGGGAGGUAGACAGAUUAUCGAUGCUAGUCAAACUAUCCCGCGGAUACUUCCUGAAGGUCCGCUUGAGCGAAGAGAAUUUUAAAAUUGUCUGGGAGGUAGCGCACCAAGCCGUCUCAACAGAUGCCAGCUUCGUUGCCGAUAACCAGGAGCAGCUUCUCUUUGACGAGGAGAUCAAAUACUGUCAGUACAUCAAUCAUGCCCGCCCCAGCGACUUUCCUGCCAAACCCACGAAGCAAGGCAGGGUUCGCCUGUUCAAAAAAUGGGAAACGGUGGCUGAAGGAACCGGCAAACGCAGAGCGCAUCGUGGGUUUCGCAUAUUCGUUUCGACGCCCCCGCAUAGCAGAACUGUCAAUCAUGUGUCCAAUAUUCUGCACAAUAGUUCACCCGUGUCAUGUAGCUUGAUUGAAUCUGACGAUGGAUCUCCGGGAAUAUUCCUACAGCUUCUCGAGGAGGGUCAGAAGCGCUCCUUCUUCUUAUACUUCUAUGAUCUUGAAUCUCGCAGCCAGAUACACUCCCUCCUGCUAGAUUUAAUCCCCGGUGCAGGGGAAACAAGUACACAGGCCUUUCAUAUACGUUCCUAUGUGAUCAUGGAGAGCCAGGCGGACGGGUCGGGAGAAACUAAAGGAGGUCAACACCUCGACUUGAGAGAGAGCCUGGCGUCGGUCAUUGAGCAAAAGAAUGACCCGGUAAGAAGCGCAUACGGAAAGACGAUUCUAUCAGAAAGCCUGAGAGUCGUUAUCGCCAGCGACUGGAGCUCGAUCACAGACCGGAUCAAUAUAGGGCCUGGACAGUUGGCAAUAUCAUUAUCCGUGAUCGAUGACACCAUGAUAAAUAUUCAUAGACUCCCCCAAAAGGAUCUGACAAUGACAGUAGCACACGACCUCGUCAGUGAGGAGAUGCUCAGAAAGGCUACAGACCUGCUUCAUAAGGUGCAAGACAAACCAUCAAUCAGAAGGAUCCAAUUUGCAAGCGUCGAUGAUCUUCACAAAUUCCAAGAAUCUAUCACUGGAUUUAAAGUCCUUUUUGACGGCCUGGCAACUCAGUUCCUCAUAUCGCGACGACGGAAGAUGAUCCCAAUACAUAAACAAUGGGAGGCCAACCUCACUCGCGUGCAAGUUGUGCAACAAGGCAUCAAGAUCCAAAUAGUGGCCUUUUUCUAUCAAUUCCACCGGUGGAAGAGCAUAAAUUUUGCCGUAAAAAGCACUGAUGAGUUUGAAAAAGUAGAUCAAAAGGGAGAAUGGGGAAUCCGAUUUAAAGAUGCGAAAUAUGCUCUACCACGGCCGGAUACUCAAACAUCAGACUAUGUGUGUCUGGAUGAGUUGGCUUUUCCCACAGAGCAUGAUGAUAUUGGGAUUCUGUUUCAAGAUGCAUCGGUGCGAGAUAAGUUUGCUGAGUCUCUGCCUGGGGCGGUAGGGAAUGCGCCCAGGAGGCUAUUGUGUUAA
Aspergillus tanneri is the source of this 2631-nucleotide messenger RNA. RefSeq lists its product as uncharacterized. The record is from RefSeq and is a predicted model, not a curated record. The transcript is spliced from 6 exons. Lineage: Eukaryota; Fungi; Ascomycota; Eurotiomycetes; Eurotiales; Aspergillaceae. The coding region runs from base 1 to 2631 and encodes 876 amino acids.